Molecule: messenger RNA, 702 nt
Organism: Fusarium coffeatum
Lineage: Eukaryota; Fungi; Ascomycota; Sordariomycetes; Hypocreales; Nectriaceae
Exons: 1
Coding region: 1-702 (233 amino acids)
Source: RefSeq, a predicted model, not a curated record
AUGUCGUCUCUUUUUGGCAAGAGCAGCGGAAGCUCGCGAUUCCAGCUGCCCGCCCUCAAUCUCAAUUUUGGCAGCAUCACAGACGGCACCGAUAUCCCACCGCCUCCGGAAUCACCUGUUCAGAAGGUCCCAACUCCUCCCCAGACACCGCCACCCGUCAAGGAAGCCAAGGACGAAGCCCCCAAGCAGCCGGCCCAGGACACAUACAACAGUGUUACGGAGGACGUCAGCCAUAGCACACCGCAGCCAAGCGUUACUGCUUCUUCUAAUGGUAAUCUCGCUGGAACCAAGCGCAACGCCGACGAUGAUGCUCCUUUGAGCCCGGCUGCUUCAAGCCGCCAAGGCAGCAUCCGUCGCCUAUUCAGUAGGACCAUGUUGAAUAACAGUUAUGCAGAGGGUCAGAUAUCAACGAACGGAAGUGUCCAGUCUCCCCCACCAGGUUAUGCCCGUCCAGCCAGCCAGGGCGGCGCGAGCUACCUCGACGAGCGCAAGUCCAAGAGGACUAGCGGUUGGUUUAGACGUAUGAAGACCGGGGAAACCACCCCCAACAAACGAGCCAGUACCAUGUAUAUGGACGAACCUCCCCGCGCAACGACUCCUAAGAAGCAAUCAGGCCCGCCGCCUCCCAUGAUACCCGAAUUGACCGACAUCGAAAAGGACAAUGGAAGCUUGGGUUCUGAUCUUUUCAAGAACAUCAAGUAG